UAUUUACCGUUUUGUUAAGCCUCUCAAUCCAGUUUGUAGCAGAACGAGAUUUGUUGUUAAUUAAUUUGGUCGGCUUUAUCGAUAAAAAAUAAUUAAGAUAAAAAAUUAAUAAUCAGAUUGUGUAAAAGUUCGCAUUUCCAUCGUUUUAACAUUCAUUUAUAUAAAAAACGCAUCGAUUAUUUUUAAAAAAUAUAGACAAUAAUAUUUUUUUGUUUGUUACAAGUAAUAAGAAUUAUUUUUGAAUUGUAGAAAAAUUUUAAGUAUAUAAGAAGAAUAAGAGAUUCUAAAAGAUGUCUACUUUGGAAGAUAAAAUUUUAGGAGAAAAAACACACUACUAUUGUAGUAGCUCCAGCGAGGAUGAAAAUGAUAGUGAAGACUUUGAUAAAGAAGUUGACAAAGAAGAAGACAAAUAUAUACGUUCAGAUACAUCUUCUUAUUCCAAUGCACCUUCUUACUCAGAAUGGGAUGGAUCCUCCAGUAAUACAGGACCAAAAGGUGUCAUUAAAGAUUGGCAACGAUUUAAACAAAUAGAAACAGAAAAACAAGCAGUACUUGCAAAAGAGAGAAUAGAAUUAAUUAAGAAAUUAAGUCUUUCAUGUCGCACUGAUCUAGAUGAAGAAAAAGAGAAACUGGAAGAAACAGAUCCAGAACUUGCUGAUCUAUUAACAGAUGAAUUUCUAAUAACUUAUCAAAAGCAAAGAAUGAAAGAAAUGCUUGCAAAAGCAGAAAAACUACGUUUUGGACAACUCAUUAAUUUAGAAACAGCUGAUCAAUUCGUAGAAUCUAUUGAUAAUGAGGAUAAAUCAGUAACCAUUAUUAUUCAUAUAUAUGAAGAUAAAGUCAUUGGAUGCAAAACCAUGAAUGGAUGUUUAACGGCUCUUGCAGAGGAUUAUCCUUUCGUUAAAUUCUGCAAAAUUUCAGGAUCGGUGGCAGGAUUGAGUAAACACUUUAAACAAAAAGGUGUCCCUGCUUUAUUAGUCUAUAAACAAGGACAAAUAAUUGGAAAUUUUGUCCAAUUGACGGAACAAUUGGGAUCAGAUUUUUAUGCUUCUGAUGUAGAAUCGUUUUUAAUAGAAAAUGGAAUGUUAGCUGAUAGAAGCUGUGUACCUAGCAUUAUUUCAGGCAUAAAACAAGAACAAUGUUAAUAAGAAAGUACUUUAUGAAGUAAUAAGUAAAAGUAUAUUUCUAAGCAUCAUUUCUUCUAUAAAUCUUCAUAUACACUAGCAUUCAUAUUUGUCAACUCAUUUUCUAUAUUGUUUAUAGAUUAUAUUUAUUUCUAUUAGUUGUACAAAAAUCAUAGUAAGAAAAUAAUAAAAUUUCGAAGUGUUAUCCAAUUACAA
Messenger RNA from Vespula pensylvanica (western yellowjacket), 1340 nucleotides. Its product is annotated as phosducin-like protein. The record is from RefSeq and is a predicted model, not a curated record. The coding region runs from base 291 to 1145 and encodes 284 amino acids. The transcript has 3 exons. NCBI's taxonomy places the organism in Eukaryota, Metazoa, Arthropoda, Insecta, Hymenoptera, Vespidae. Gene Ontology annotation, biological process: regulation of G protein-coupled receptor signaling pathway.